Molecule: messenger RNA, 4143 nt
Organism: Cydia splendana
Lineage: Eukaryota; Metazoa; Arthropoda; Insecta; Lepidoptera; Tortricidae
Exons: 10
Coding region: 609-3836 (1075 amino acids)
Biological process (GO): regulation of transcription by RNA polymerase II
Cellular component (GO): nucleus
Molecular function (GO): RNA polymerase II cis-regulatory region sequence-specific DNA binding; DNA-binding transcription factor activity, RNA polymerase II-specific
Source: RefSeq, a predicted model, not a curated record
UUACCUAUUCAAAUGAUAGAGAGGCAGAUAACGAAAUUUCGAUUUUUGUGAAUCCUCAGACACCAAGGAGUUAUAUGGUUUGAAAUGCCUGCGAGAAGUUCUUACCAUGAUUGUGUCAAUACAAAUGCAAACAAAUCCGUGUUUUCAUUCCCUAUCAAUGAUUAUUCUCGUUUAGAGCUCUGGAUACAAUAUGCAGGUAAUAAAAACCUGACAUCGUUGUCGCACCAAAAGUUGAAGCACCAUUUCAUUUGUGAGGAUCAUUUCAAGCCUGAAGAUGUAUGUAAGAGCUGGAUGAGAUCCAGAUUGGUACAUACAGCUGUUCCUCUACCAUUUAAACCUGUCACACCACCACACUCCUACGGGCUAACAACUGUUGCGACUGUGUGUGUUUUACGAACGAAAUCGGUUGUCCAGCAAAAAACUACGACUUGGCCGAAUCGGAUUGAAGAUUGGUUUUUAAACCAAAGUUUGAUUUUGUGAACUAAAUGACUAAAGUGCCUUAGAGUAAGAGGAAGUGUACAUACACAUAUAUACAUUAACUGCCCGAAUUCAAGCAUAACUCACUCGCUAUUCAGAUUUCCAGUAGAUGACAAACACCGCUUACGAAUAUGGAUUCACAAUCGUGUAGAAGAAGCACGUCGCCGUAUUCUUUUGAGAAACGCUCACCGACACCGCCUUUACCAAGUCCGGGACUAGACUUAAACGCGGCCUUAUUAGCGAAAGAAGAGCAGCAAGCGGCUCUACAGCAGCAAGUGGCUCUUCAGCAGCACGCGGCUCUUCAGCAGCAAGCGGCUCUUCAGCCGCAAGCGGCUCUUCAGCACCUAGCACAAUAUUACACAAUAGAAGAAAUCAACACUAAAGAGAUAGCUCAACGAAUAAGUCACGAACUGAAACGCUACUCAAUCCCUCAAUCGAUCUUCGCUCAGAGAGUCCUAUGCAGGUCACCGGGGACUUUGAGAGAUCUUUUAAGCAAACCGAAGCCUUGGUGGAAGUUGCGAUCGGGACGGGAGACGUUCAAGAGGAUGUGGGCAUGGCUGCAGAUGCCGGAGUUCCAGAGAAUAUCGGCGCUUAAGCUUGCCGGUAUCUCCAAACGAAAAAAAUUGGCCCCCGAAUUAAAAGUACACCUUAAUGUUUGUGAAGAUAAUUUUGAUCAAUGCUAUAAAGAUACAAAAGACCUACAAGCUAGGUUCGUCAAGACGGCAAUUCCUAGACACUAUAAGGGCAAAGAAUCAAAUGAUAUCGAAAGUGAAGAUGAAUCAAAUGAGAUUGAAUGUAAAAAAGAAUCAAAAGAUAUCGAAAGUGAAGAUGAAUCAAAUGAGAUUGUAUGUAAAAAAGAAUCGUAUGAUAUCGAAAGUGAAGAUGAAUCAAAUGAGAUUCAACAUGACAAGGAAUCAAAUGAUAUCCAAACGGAAGAUGAAUCAAAUGAGAUUGAAUGUGAAAAAGAAUCAAAUGAUAUCGACGGCGUAAAUGAUGAAAAUAAAUCUGAUUCUGUAGAUCCAACGCAAGCUAUCGAAGAUGACAAUGUGGUUGAAAUUCUGUGUAUGGAAUGCGACAAACCAAUCAAAGAGUCUGAGUUCCAAUGGUGGUGUCUGCAAUGCGGCGGACUGCGUUGCGGCCACUGUGCCCUGCGAAUGGUUCACCGACCCCACUUCCUGCUCCGAUCCCCAGCCAAUACUACACCAGAACAAAUUAAAAUCUUGGUCACAGCCAUACAAAAGGACCUGCAACUUGAGGAGUUCUUUAAUACACGCGACGCAGACAAACAUGUGGAUAACGUUGAGUCAGCAGAGUCAGUUUUUCUUCCUCGCGUUAUCCCUCCUUUUUGCCACGCUUCAUGGGAGCCUGGGAACCGCUCGGCAAUGAAUCCCAAGUCAGCAGAUGUGGAUUUGGAUGUGAUAGAGGAAAGCCUACAAGAACCAAUAGUAAAAGCGGAACCCCCCGAAGAUGAGGAAGACCCCCUGGCCGAAUGCUCCAACUCUUCCAUUCUAAAACCCGACGGAACACCAACCAACAACUAUUAUUCUAAAGACCGCCAACCCAACUCACAAAACUGUAGACCAAAUCAUAAGCAUGGCCUCCAUGACUCAUUCAAUACUCACGAUGAAAACUCAGACCUUCCACUACGAGGAGACAUGGUUUUUGGCCUUAGAGAUACAGAUUAUCAACCUAGCGAGAAAUCCUUAGGCUUGGUCAACCCUUUCGAAUUUCAGCGAAAUCUGCAGUAUUUAGGUCUUGACAAACCAUUAGAGAAUCAAGCAAGCCAGUCUUUAGGCCUCGCAGACUCAAUCGAUUAUAUACCAAGCAAGAAAUCUGUAUGUCUCAAUGUAUCACCUGAUUAUCAAGUAAGCCAGGCAGCUGGAAGCUCUUUAGACUCUCAAGAUUGGAUCGAUUAUCAACCAAGCAAGAAAUCUGUAUGCCACGAGUCAAUCGAUCGAGCAAGCCAGACGUCUAAAAGCCUCGGCAACUCAGAGCACCGACCAAAGUGUUUGGACUUCGAUAAUCUAUAUUGUAACUUCGGCCUCUUUAAAUACAAUCAACCGGAUAUCGCCGAUAUUCGACACUCGGCCAGUCUCCAGGCAGCCCCAAAGGGUCCUGAUAGAGCUCCAAGUCCGGAGCCAACUAGUAUAGAAUUAUCUGGACCAUGUACGUUGGCUACAGAUAAAGUUCCAAAUAUAGAUCCAACUAGCAUGGAAUCAUCUGGAUCUUGUUCAUUUGCUACAGAUGUAUUUCCAGAUACAGAUCCAACAGGCGUGGAAUUAUCUGGAUAUGAAUUUGACGGAUCAUCGGUACAGUUGGAAACCCUAGAUCAGAGAGACGAUGACUUUCGCCCACCGUGCAAAAAGCGAGUCCGUAUUCAACCUAAUACAGAAAAUGUUGAAAAUUACUUAGUGAAUACUAUAACAGCCCAAGCAACAGAGAUCAAAAAUACAUACCAGCAACCCGCACAAGUGACAUUGUCAGAAGAUGAAAUAGAAUAUAGGAAAAAUAAAGAACCCACCCCGCAACCGUUGCGUCGAGUAUACUUUAACUAUAAAAAGACGGAUUAUAUUAAAACACAGCAACCAGAAGUUCAAACACACUCCACCCACAAAAAGCAAAGUUGUACGGUCGCUAUAUCAGAUAAUAAAAGUGAUCAUAACAAACAAGAUUCAGUUAACACUUUAGGAAAGCUUAAAAAUACUAGUAAUAUAAAGCAGAAAUCGCAAAUUCACGCUACCUACACAAAACAAGGUUUUAAGAAAACUGCAGUACAGAAAGGACAUAACGAACAAAAAACUGUAGAUAAUCCUAACAAUGAUCCUCUUAAAACACAGCUACCAGAAAUACCACCAGAUUCUACACACAAAGACCAAAAUUCUACAGACACUUCCGAAGAACAGAAUAAUAAAAGUGAAACACAGCAACCACCUAUUAAAGUAUACUCUAAAAAACGAAGCUGUACGAACAUUAUUGUACAAAAAGAAAACAAACUAAAGUCAAUAAAUACAAUAGGAGAUCCUGAGAAAGACCCAAAUAAAACGCAGGAACCGGAAAUUAAAAUAUACACCACUCACAAAAAACAAAAUUGUAAGAACAUUACAGAGCCUGAAGAUGAUAAUAGUACAACACAGGAACCGAAAAUGCUAGUAUAUUCCACUCACAAAAAGCGAAAUUGUACAGACAGUACUGAACACAGAAAUAAUCCCAAAACACAUAUAUCAAUAGAAAUGAACUUAACCCACAAAGACAUGAAACCUACGGAAACUACAGAACAAAAUAGAGAUUCAAAUAAAAUACAGGAAACAAACAUUCAAGUAUAUUCCACUCACAAAGCCAGAAACAGUCAACACAGCUAAACAAGAAAAUACUCGUGAUUUUGAUAGAAUACAGCGGCAGGUUCAAGACAAAAAUCUAAAUUGUACAGUCGCUGUAAGUAGGUACCAGAAAAAAAAACAUUUUAAUAAAAGAAAAUCACAAAACUGUAGAAAGGUGAAAGGCCAGACGUGCUAGCGAAGGUAAAAUAUCAAAACCGAGCGCAUCAAAGACAGCACUAAACUUAAAUGGGACCAAAGAAGAUAUUUACGGAUGUCAAGAAAUGUGGAUGGAAUGUCUGCAUAAAAAACUUUAUUUUAUUGUAACGGAAUUGCAUUUAUGCUAUGUAAG